Marchantia polymorpha subsp. ruderalis is the source of this 2947-nucleotide messenger RNA. NCBI's taxonomy places the organism in Eukaryota, Viridiplantae, Streptophyta, Marchantiopsida, Marchantiales, Marchantiaceae. The record is from the annotation of a GenBank genome assembly.
AUUGCUGCUGCUGCUGCUGCUGCUGCUCCGGCUGCCUACCACUAUUUCAACAGGACCCGCUUCCUUCUUUCGCCUCUGUGUCUGUCUGCCCGCCUGUCUGUCCCUCCGCAUUCAUCACUGAACGCGUUUCCUUCCCCGACACUCUCAAGUGCUGGUAGAGAAACAAACAUUCCGCAUCUUCUGCUGUUCCAUCGGGCCUCGUCUCGUCCUCCUCCUCCUCCGUCGUCGUGCCCCUACUGCUGCUUCUGCUUCUGGUUCUGGCCCCGGAGCUGCUGCUAGUGCUAGCGCUGGUAGAAGUAGUAGUGCCCACAGCAUUCGGUCUCCUCUCUCUCGCUCUCUCUCUCUCUCUCUCUCUCUCUCUUGCUCGCUCGCUUGACGCACGACCACGAGACGAGGGCAGCGGAGGGGAGUGGGGGAGGGGAGGGGUGACGGGACGACGUGCUCAUGUUGCUAUGGUAUGAAAUACGAGAAAGCCUGGAUCAACUCGAACAUUGUAAAUAUCCUGAAAUCUGCUGCUGUUUCUGCUGCUGCCGGUUACGGGCCGAGCAUCAGGCGGAGGCGGAGGAGGAAGAGGACGUGCAGCAUCAGCGUCGGCAUCAGCAGAGAGGAGGCCGAGUAGUACUUGCUGCACAUUUACGUUUAUUACAGCUCUAAUGAGGAAUCCAGGGAGUACAGGAACAGGCUCAGGAAUGGUGAUUAGAAGCGCGCUCGUAUCGUGGCUGCGAUUCCUAGUUUUGGCAUUCCUCGUGUGCAGCUCGGACGCAUCUCGUGGACUUAGGCUCAGUUUGAGAGGUGGUGGGCAAGUAGACGCGUCGCCGGGCACAAUCCAUGAGCAGCAGCUGGGCACCGAGCCCGCGGUGCAGCAGCUGCUGCUGCUGCCGGAGCACACCCUCAGGAGAUUACUGGCCGGGGCCGAAGCGACCUUAAACACGGGGGAUUUCGAGGAGAUUUCCGAAUGCAAUUUGGAGAAUUUGCACGAGUGCGCGCCCCCGGCGCUCGGGUCUCAAUUUCCCACCUUCGAGUCCAAGAAGGAGGUGCCCAAUGGUCCCAACCCGCUUCACAACUAGCGUGAUUGAUUGGCCGGUAGGAUUUUCUGUAUUCACGAUCACACCCAUACCCGAGAGGAGGAGGACGGCUGCAGAGAUUUAGAUUCCUCCCACCGGACGACAGCAACAAUGUAGAGCUGGGAUGCACCUACCGACCCGGACAGACAGCCAGCCAGAGCUCGCAUCCCUCAGCCUCCCAGAGCCGCGUUCUUUUCUUCGACUUGUAUCAUUCAUUCUGUAAACCUGAAGAACGAAUUCGACUCACCACCACUCUUGGGAACACUGUCUCACGAGGAUUCGUCGGCUGUGCGUGUGGAUCUAAUCUAUCAUCGCUGGAAUUCCAGAACCAGGCCGUGCCCGUGCUCGUGGCUCGCUCGGCCUCGCCGUUCAGUCGGUCCAUCCACCAUCACCUACACCAUCAGAUUAAUAAAUGAAAAUCCUCGUGGGAGGGAGCGCCCUCGGAGCAAGGGCAGUUUAGACAGAGAUCGCAUAGAAGAAGAAGAAGUGGAAGAAGAAGAAGACGAAGACGAAGGGAAGACACCUUUUGGUAGACAGCGCCUAUAGUGUUACAUUAGUACUGUAAAGUACUUACAUGAGUACUUGCUCAGCUUCAUUCACAUUACCAAUUUUUUCAUACAGCUGUUUUGUCGCUCGAGUUUCCAUCGUUACUGUCGGUCGUCGUUGUCGCCGCCGCCGUUGCUGCUGCUGCUGCUGCUGUGAACCAGGGAAAGAUUUCAUCAUGAGUGUGCACGAGGACGUGGGAGAGAGGGAGAGUGGGAGAGGAGAGGCGAGCAGAUUUGUUGACUUGGACGCGCAGUGAGUGAGUGGGUUGAGCUAUUGCAGUAUCACGACCAUUUUAUCCAUCUAUCCAUUCAAUUCGAUCGAGGGGCAUGCGGGCGAGCUGGCGAGCGGGCGAGAGUGAGUAGGAGAGUGGAAUCGUAAAACCCCAGGAGUUUACAAAUAGGGAAUCGAUCGAGGGCAGCAACUUUUGGCUUCUCCGCGGACACGAGAAGAGGAAGACGAUGAAGCAGAAGUUGCUCACGGGGUUGUACUCUUCUUUUCUUCGACGACCUUGGACCUCUCGAACAUGCCGCUCUUUGAAACACCAUCAUCAUCACCAACCAUCCUUCUUUUCUUCGAAGACCUUGGACCUCUUGAACUUGCCGCUCUUCGAGACACCAUCAUCAUCAGCAUCGGCCUUCCAGAAGGAGGAUUCAGCUUACGGAUGAGCUUGUUCCAGCUUCUAGGCACACUCUUUCGGCUGCAGGUGGCAGCAGUGGCGGAGACCGAGGACGAGAACGAUUCCAUGACGGAGGGAGCGGGCUUUGGCUGAUUGACGAACGAGGAUCGAUUAAUCAACAUCGACGAGGACGACGACGACGACAGUGGGUGCGGAGAGGAGGAUGGUGCGAAUUGUAUGUGAUUAAAAUCCGUUCUUAGACGUGAGUCGCUGUGAAGUCGUAGUGAGUAUUAGAUGAGUCGGUGAAGUCGGUAGCUGGUGCUGCGAAGAUGGAUGUUAUGAUGCAAGCUGUUCGUUCGGGGAGCUUUUUUAGAGAGAUUUUUUAGACUGCAUCGAAACGAACAAAGAUCGAAUCCUCGAAGAUGUUUAAUGGCCGUGACAUAUACGAAAUCAUUCUUUCAAAAAGUAGAAUUAAUAAGUGAGUCAGCAGCUGUCAAUUGCAAUUGCUAUCAAGGGAAGAGGCAAUUGAUCCAAGAUGAGGAAAGCUCCCGUGCAUAUAUACAUUGAUGAUGAGUUUCCCUCUCUGCAAUUAGACUCGUGGCCCGUUGAUAACCAUCCAUAUCUGUGUUGUGAAUAAUUUUAUAUUUGAAAAAUCGAGGUGUUGUUGGUCCUUGACACCCUCGCUCACGGUGCCCAAGGAACUGUCGCACCUUUCACUGUA